Anneissia japonica is the source of this 3867-nucleotide messenger RNA. Its product is annotated as inositol oxygenase-like. The record is from RefSeq and is a predicted model, not a curated record. Gene Ontology annotation, biological process: inositol catabolic process. NCBI's taxonomy places the organism in Eukaryota, Metazoa, Echinodermata, Crinoidea, Comatulida, Comatulidae. Gene Ontology annotation, molecular function: inositol oxygenase activity; iron ion binding. Gene Ontology annotation, cellular component: cytoplasm.
GUCAUUAUUAAUGAACACGCCUCCUGAGCAGUUCAUUAUUACGCUCUCACUUAGUACGAUAACAACAAAACAACAAUCGAGUACGGCAUAGUGGUGAGAAAACGUUGUGCGAUAUUGAUUGUAUUGACGACAAAAAUACAAAAUUAGUGAGAUGGAACCGGUUUUUAUCAUAGACCCGUCGGAGCUUUACAGGCCAGAACAUAACCAAGAUUUUCGUAAUUUUGAAAAUGCCAGUAACACCAGUGAUGAACAUAUGGUGAAAGUGAAGAGGCUUUACAAGAACAUGCAUACUCAGCAAACAGUAGAGUAUGUAAAAGGAAAACAAAAAUAUUGGGGCAAAUUGGACAAGAAGGUAAUGACGAUUAUGGAAGCGCUGGAGUUUGUCAAUCAACUUGUGGAUGAAAGUGACCCAGAUAUUGCUGUCCCAAACAUUUACCAUGCAUACCAGACAGCAGAACGAAUCCGUGAAAAGCAUCCCGACAAAGUGGUGUGUUGUUGGCGACACCUUCCCCGUCGGAUGCCUACCUUCAGAUUCUAUAGUGUAUGGCAGGCAGAGUUUUGUUGAUAACGUUGACAUAAAAAACCCAAAAUACAACACAAGACUGGGAAUGUAUGAAGAAAACUGUGGCUUAGACAAAGUGCUUAUGUCCUGGGGACAUGAUGAAUACAUGUACCAAGUGUGUAGAGGGAAUAAGCAAUGCAAACUACCGUUAGAGGCACUGUAUAUGAUCCGUUUCCACUCAUUCUACCCAUGGCAUACGAAUAGCGAAUACUACUACCUCUGCAACACCGAAGAUAUACAGAUGCUCUCAUGGGUCAAAGAAUUCAACCAAUUUGACCUGUAUUCCAAAUCUGAUGAGCUUCCCGACAUUGAAGCUCUCAAGCCCUAUUAUCAAUCUCUAAUUGAUAAAUACUUUCCUGGAAAAAUUAAAUGGUGAAUUGUUUUUUGAGAAAUGCCACCUUCUUUAGGUCAGUUUAUUUUUACCUCAGAGAUUCUUCUUGAUGUUUUUAAUCAAGAAACUAAUUACAAUGCCAUUCAGAUUAUCAAGGUAAUUUGAUAAUCCAGAUAUGUGUAUAUUGGAUUUUAAUGGAAUUUAUUACCUGGAAAAAGAUUAAUUUAAUUUUUUCAAGCAAGGAUAGUAAAGAGGAAAAUCGAUGGGGCUUGACACACAGGAGAGAAGAGGUUAGGACCAUUAGCAAUAAUAUUAUUAUUAUAUUUUUUAUUUAUUUUUUUUAUAUACUCAUUUAGCAAAUUUAUUUUUGAAAGAUCUUGAAGGCAUAAAUAAAGAAAGGAAGGAAGGAAAGAAAGUAAACAUAGAAAAAACAAUUUUUUUUUCAUAAUAUUAAAAUUGGUUUUUGGUAAUAUUUUUCAUUAGAUUUCUAAAAAUCCAUAUUCUGUUAUUAUUUUUGACCCCCAUUGUUUUUAUUGCUAUUUAUAGCUGUACAUAAUAGAUAAUAGACAUAUUAGUUUUAUUUAUGUUGUUUUUGAGUUACUUUAUCAAAGGCAAAUAGUGAUUGUUAUUGGGAAUAUUAUUUUCAUUAGUUAGAAGAUGGACUGUUCCAUUCAAAUGAGAGGGAGAUAAGUAGAAUGGAACAUUCUUUCUUUCAAGAAAUAAAAAAUAUAUACAUAUUUUUAUUUAUGCUGUUUUGAGUUUGUCCAUGGAGAUACCUCAAUGCUUUACCUAUGACAAAUAUUGUUUUGAGGGCAAUGGUUGGUUUAUUUUCAUGAGGCAAACGAUGGACUGUUCCAUUCAAAUGAGAGGGUGCCAUGUUGAAUGAAACAGUCCAUCUUUCAGCAAAAAAUAUAACCUUUUUUAUUGAACUACAGUUCCCCCUCUAAUUUAAGACCCCUCUAAUUCUGAGACCCCUCUAAUUUAAGCCCAUUUUUUUCAAAGUACCAAUUAACAAUCCUCAAUCUUAACACAAAGCUAACCCUCUAAAUAGAGACCGAACCCUGAGACCACUCCACAUUUCCUGAUCCCAAAGGCAGUUUGAAUUGUAGGGUGAACUGUAGUAAAACAUUCAUUAUUUGUAUUUUAAAAUACAACUAGAUAAUUGUAAAAACAUUUGUCAUUGUAUCACAUUUUUUUUUUUAUCAUAAUAAUAAUUAUUGUUUUAAUCUGUCACAAAAAAUGCAAAGCUUGAACAUUGAUUGGUCAUUGGCAAAGAAAAUAAGAGAAUAUAUUAAAUUAGUUAUUCAUAUUUGGUUUUAAAAGAGAUUGUUCUUUGGCACUCUUUUUUGGCACUCUUCGCAAAUAGCAUUACUGGCUUGUGAGUGCUGGGCAGUGGGAGGUUGCAGUGGGAGGUUGUUGGAUGUGUACGCGAGUUAGUUGGGAUGUUGGUGCAAGCAUGUGCAUGUUAACAGUCUGUGCAUGUUGUUCUGGGUGUGUUUGAAAACUAUCAUUUGAUUUAAAAUUUAAAUUGAAUAUAAUAGCGUUAUUUGAUUUGGAAUAUAAAGAACAGAUUUUGAGAGAUGUCUUUUAGUCUGAUUUGAUUUAUUUCUUCAACAAAAUAAUAUAGUCCACAUUAAGUUGUUGUAAACCAAGAUACUAUUGGUUGAGCAGGUAGAGGUAUGAUGGCAGAGUGUCUGGAUGGUGGUCUGAAGGUCGCUGGUUCGAUUUGCACAGCAUUCCGUAUUGUCUUUGCUCCAUUUGUUACUAUACUGUAAACCACCAUUACGGCAUUUAGUGCUCUUUGUUUGAAAGGAAAAUUAUGUUGUGUGGAAAAACAAGCAGUGGUUUGGCAUUUUUUUUAUGUGUGUGUGUGCAGUGUAUCAAACAGUGUUAUGUAUCUUGUGUUUUUAGAAGGUCUUUUUUGUUAUUAUUCCAACAAUAUUUAUAAUACCACUUACUAUAAUAAUAGUUAAUAGUCUACAUAAUUAUAGUACCAAUAAUAAGAGAAUAUUUAGCAGUCAGUUGAAUUAAUUGCAGUGGUAUCUAUUAUUGAAAAAUAUAAUACAGUAAAUGUAACGAAUUAUAUAAAAUAGAUAUAAUUGGAGUAAUGCCUACAGUCAUUGAUAAAGCGGUGGUUAAGACAAUAAAUGCUCAGAAAAAUAAACUUUGGUUAAAUGUGGUCUCAAAGUCUUAUUUGAAUUCUUUUGACGGUUAUGCUUUUAUUGUUUUAUUUUUUAUAUUGUAAAUUUGAUACAAUUGUUAUCACCUUUUUUGUGCUUGUUCUCUGUUCUAUGUGUGCAUGUACUUUACUUAAAGCUAAAUGUUAAAUAUUUUUUCUAGAUCCUUAAUUUAUAUAGCUGAAUUUUAGUUGUAUGCAUUUCUGUUACAUUACUUGCCAUAUUUAUUCUCGUUUUAGACGCGAUGCUUUUUCAUUGUCCUACUUAGAUGUGCUUCAGCAUAGAGUUUUCUGAAACAGGUGUCCAUUUUAAUCCCAAUUGAGAAUACUCUUUUAUUCUGUUGAUGACAAUAAAGGCCCUCCAACCAAGGAUUUUUUCAGAACAAUAUGGUAUAUUGAAGUAACAAUUAUUACUUCAACCGGAGUACUGCAUAGAAUUGCAAGAUGUCUAACUAAUUUUGCAUGCACACAAUGAAACGUUAAAAAAGGUACUACCACGAGGUAGGGGGCGCCCUAUUAGAAUUUGAAUAGAGUUCGAUCGAAACACGUCUUUCUUGAAAUAGAAUUACAUUGCAAUGAAACCACAAGAGUCAGACGUCUUGCAGUUCUAUACAACUGUAAAUUAUAAGACAUUUUUUUUUACUUAUCUGUCCGCCGUAUUAUGAGCCACUCAGAUUAAUAUAAGCAAUAAGUGUAUAUUUGUAUUUUUCCCUUUAGAGAGUAACCUUGCAUUUUGAAUAACAAAUUAUUUCAACUGGUUAUGAAUAUAAUAAAGAACUAUACAGAUUUAUGAUUAAA